UUCAACAUACAAAUCAAAAACAAAAAACUGGCAUUGCUUUAUCUCUCAAUAAUCCUUAUAAGAACACAUAUUUCUACUUUUAAUAGUUAAUUUCAAAUAACGUUUCAUUUGAUAUGAUUGAGAAUUCGUAAAUUCGUGAUUUCGUGAUUUCGUGAAUUCGUGAUUUCGUGAAAAUUGGCUCAAUUUGAAUGUUUGAAAUUUAGUUGGUUUUGUGUAAAAAUGAAUAUAAUAAUGAAGUAUUCUUUUUUGUAGGUUUUGCUGACAUCAAAAUGGAUGAUUUGGAAAUAAUGUGGGAUGAUGCUCCACCUGAAAGGAAUGUGUAUGGAGUUUUAAGUGCAAACAUGUCCAAUUUUAAUGAUAUUAUAGAGGAAUUUCCUACUGACCCAGCUUACAUUGGUGCCAUAAUUGGCCUAAACGGCUCCAACAUAAAAAGCAUUAAAACAAAGUUCAACGUCAAUGUACAUAUAAAUAGUGACAACCAUAUAGUAACUGUGAAAGGUCGUAAUAGAAAAAAUGUUGACGAUGCCGUUAAAUACAUUUUAGAAAUUAUAAAACACUCUGAUCAGAAAUAUAAAAAUAAAAAUAAAAAUGUUUCAUCUCAAAAUCACGAAGUUUCUCACAAUCCCAAAGUUGAAUUUAAAAAGAAAUCAUUCGUGACUCGUUUUAGUGCUUCUUCCAGAAAUGACAAUAUUCAGGUUGCAACUCCGAAAUCUGGAGAAAAUGGCGGAAAUAUAUUAAGUCUACCUACAAAAAAUUUAUGUAUUGGUGGUACUAAAAAGAAGGAAGUAAUGCAGCCUAUCGAUUGGGAAUCUCUAAAUAGAAAAGUUGAAGAAUAUCGUAAGUUGCAGUGGGCGCAUCUUCCAAAGCUGAGAAAAAAUUUUUAUCAAGAAGCCGAGGAAAUCGCUGUUAUGACAGAGGAAGAAGUCAAUGAAAUGCGUUUAGUAAACAACAAUAUAAUGGUUUCACGUUUGAAAACAAGUGAAGAUCAAAUGUGUCUUGAUAUACCAAAACCAAUAUACAAAUUCGACCACUGUUUCAAAGAUUAUCCUGAUAUACUUGAUGAGUUGAAGAAACAAAACUUUACGGAACCAUCGCCUAUACAAAAGCAAGCAUGGCCUAUAUUAUUGAGAGGCGAGGAUAUGAUAGGUAUUGCCCAAACAGGAACUGGAAAAACUUUAGCAUUUCUGCUACCUGCUUUGAUUCAUACUGAUGGACAGACUACACCACGUGCGAAACGCAAUGGUCCAAAUAUAUUAAUUUUAGCUCCAACACGCGAAUUAGCACAGCAAAUAGCAAAAGAAGUUAACAAGUACUCUUUCCGUGGAAUAAAAGCUGUAUGUAUUUAUGGUGGUGGCAGUCGUCGUGACCAGAUUAGAGAUUUCAGAGAAGGAGUUGAAUGCAUAAUUUGUACGCCUGGACGUCUUAAUGAUUUGGUUCAAGCUAAAGUUGUAGAUAUUACAUCGGUUACAUAUUUAAUAUUAGACGAAGCGGACCGUAUGCUGGAUAUGGGUUUCGAGCCUCAGAUUCGAAAAGUUCUACUUGACAUACGCCCUGACAGGCAGACCGUCAUGACUAGUGCCACCUGGCCACCAUGUGUUAGUAGAUUGGCCGAAACCUAUAUGAACAAUCCUAUACAGGUAUGGGUUGGCUCACUUGAUUUAACUGCCACUCAUUCUGUGACUCAAAAUGUAGAACUCGUGGAUGAUGCGGACAAAUUUAAUACGAUCCUGGCAUUUUUAGAAAACCUUAAAUCAAGCGAUAAAGUUAUUAUCUUCUGUUCUAAACGAGCUCGUGCUGACGAUUUGUCUAGUGAUUUAUCUCUGAAAGGCCUGUUAACACAAUGUAUACAUGGUUCUCGUGAUCAGGCCGAUCGAGAACAAGCACUGGCUGAUCUAACCUCAGGUGACAUACAAAUUUUAAUAGCAACAGACGUUGCUUCAAGAGGUUUAGACAUUGAAGAUAUCACUCAUGUUAUUAAUUUUGAUUUUCCGCGUAACAUUGAGGAGUAUGUUCAUCGUGUUGGUAGAACUGGACGCGCUGGGCGAACCGGCACUGCCAUAAGUUAUAUAACACGCUCGGAUUGGGCUAUUGCAAAAGAUCUCAUUCGUAUUUUGGAAGAAGCUGGCCAAGCAGUUCCAAAAGAACUCCUCGGAAUGUCCAAUCGCUUUGACGAGAUGAAAAAAAGACGUGGUAGAGAUUUUAAAGUGGAUAGUCAUUUCAAUUUUGCUAACAUUGAAACAGAUGAUUUGGAAAAAAUGUGGGAUGAUGCUCCACCUGAAAGGAAUGUGUAUGGAGUUUUAAGUGCAAAUAUGUCCAAUUUUAAUGAUAUUAUAGAGAAAUUUCCUACUGACCCAGCUUACAUUGGUGCCAUAAUUGGGCUAAACGGCUCCAACAUAAAAAGCAUUAAAACAAAGUUCAACGUCAAUGUACAUAUAAAUAGUGACACCCAUAUAGUUACUGUCAAAGGUCGUAAUAGAAAAAAUGUUGACGAUGCCGUUAAAUACAUUUUGGAAAUUAUAAAACACUCUGAUCAGAAAUAUAAAAAUAAAAAUAAAAAUGUUUCAUCUCAAAAUCACGAAGUUUCUCACAAUCCCAAAGUUGAAUUUAAAAAGAAAUCAUUCGUGCCUCGUUUUAGUGCUUCUUCCAGAAAUGACAAUAUUCAGGUUGCAACUCCGAAAUCUGGAGAAAAUGGCGGAAAUAUAUCAAGUCUACCUACAAAAAAUUUAUGUAUUGGUGGUACUAAAAAGAAGGAAGUAUUGCAGCCUAUCGAUUGGGAAUCUCUAAAUAGAAAAGUUGAAGAAUAUCGUAAGUUGCAGUGGGCGCAUCUUCCGAAGCUGAGAAAAAAUUUUUAUCAAGAAGCCGAGGAAAUCGCUGUUAUGACAGAGGAAGAAGUCAAUGAAAUGCGUUUAGUAAACAACAAUAUAAUGGUUUCACGUUUGAAAACAAGUGAAGAUCAAAUGUGUCUUGAUAUACCAAAACCAAUAUACAAAUUCGACCACUGUUUCAAAGAUUAUCCUGAUAUACUUGAUGAGUUGAAGAAACAAAACUUUACGGAACCAUCGCCUAUACAAAAGCAAGCAUGGCCUAUAUUAUUGAGAGGCGAGGAUAUGAUAGGUAUUGCCCAAACAGGAACUGGAAAAACUUUAGCAUUUCUGCUACCUGCUUUGAUUCAUACUGAUGGACAGACUACACCACGUGCGAAACGCAAUGGUCCAAAUAUAUUAAUUUUAGCUCCAACACGCGAAUUAGCACAGCAAAUAGCAAAAGAAGUUAACAAGUACUCUUUCCGUGGAAUAAAAGCUGUAUGUAUUUAUGGUGGUGGCAGUCGUCGUGACCAGAUUAGAGAUUUCAGAGAAGGAGUUGAAUGCAUAAUUUGUACGCCUGGACGUCUUAAUGAUUUGGUUCAAGCUAAAGUUGUAGAUAUUACAUCGGUUACAUAUUUAAUAUUAGACGAAGCGGACCGUAUGCUGGAUAUGGGUUUCGAGCCUCAGAUUCGAAAAGUUCUACUUGACAUACGCCCUGACAGGCAGACCGUCAUGACUAGUGCCACCUGGCCACCAUGUGUUAGUAGAUUGGCCGAAACUUAUAUGAACAAUCCUAUACAGGUAUGGGUUGGCUCACUUGAUUUAACUGCCACUCAUUCUGUGACUCAAAAUGUAGAACUCGUGGAUGAUGCGGACAAAUUUAAUACGGUCCUGGCAUUUUUAGAAAACCUUAAAUCAAGCGAUAAAGUUAUUAUCUUCUGUUCUAAACGAGCUCGUGCUGACGAUUUGUCUAGUGAUUUAUCUCUAAAAGGCCUAUUAACACAAUGUAUACAUGGUUCUCGUGAUCAGGCCGAUCGAGAACAAGCACUGGCUGAUCUAACCUCAGGUGACAUACAAAUUUUAAUAGCAACAGACGUUGCUUCAAGAGGUUUAGACAUUGAAGAUAUCACUCAUGUUAUUAAUUUUGAUUUUCCGCGUAACAUUGAGGAGUAUGUUCAUCGUGUUGGUAGAACUGGACGCGCUGGGCGAACCGGCACUGCCAUAAGUUAUAUAACACGCUCGGAUUGGGCUAUUGCAAAAGAUCUCAUUCGUAUUUUGGAAGAAGCUGGCCAAGCAGUUCCAAAAGAACUCCUCGGAAUGUCCAAUCGCUUUGACGAGAUGAAAAAAAGACGUGGUAAAGAUUUUAAAAUGGGUAGUCAUUUUAAUCCUUUUUUUAAACACAGUACACCGUAGUGGUACUCAUUUUUAAGAUUAACUUAGAAACAGUUAACUUAGUAACUUGACCACAACAUUGCAUUUUGUUUUUCACAUUACAUCUUAAAUAACCGCAAUGUUUGAUUCAAAUCGAUCAGUGUUUUACUUAAAUGAACGUUGAUCGCUAAAAUUUAAAAAUAAUUAAAAAACUGUUUCUAAUGUUAUUC
Molecule: messenger RNA, 4405 nt
Organism: Teleopsis dalmanni
Lineage: Eukaryota; Metazoa; Arthropoda; Insecta; Diptera; Diopsidae
Exons: 13
Coding region: 270-4217 (1315 amino acids)
Molecular function (GO): RNA helicase activity; ATP binding; RNA binding
Source: RefSeq, a predicted model, not a curated record